Thecamonas trahens ATCC 50062 is the source of this 4722-nucleotide messenger RNA. RefSeq lists its product as uncharacterized. The coding region runs from base 1 to 4722 and encodes 1573 amino acids. The transcript is spliced from 3 exons. The record is from RefSeq and is a predicted model, not a curated record. NCBI's taxonomy places the organism in Eukaryota, Apusomonadida, Apusomonadidae.
AUGGCGACCGGGGAGCUUGUGACGUCCCUUGCGCUCGCCAUUGGGGAGGAGCUCCUCUCUGCCCCGCGACACCGCAUGCCACUCGGCCGACUCGCCGCUGCUCUGGCAGCCACACCGGCAUGGACAGCCAUUGCCCCGCUGGGCAAGGGCAAGGGCAAGGACAAGGGCGGGAAGCGUGGGCAAAAGGUGACGGUGAGCUACGUGGCGCCACCACCACAGCCUACCUUUGCACUCCGCCCCAUCGCCUCGCAGCGGUCGACGGCCGGCGGCAAGGCGGUGCCGCUGGACGACUCGCGCCUGUUCCCGCUUGUCGAGCUCACCAGUGGCGGGUACUCGAUGUGCAACUCGGCGGGCAACUGCCGGUUCGGCGACGAGUGCAAGUGGGCGCACUCGUACGAAGAGUCGUGCUACUGGAACGCCAUCACCGAGUGGCCCGGCUCGGCCGGGUGGACCUCGUUCUACCACAUCCUCGACGUCUCGGUCGACUUUGCCUACGUCGACCUGUUUGACUUUCUCGGGCCUGACGGCGGCGACGACUUUGUCUACCGGCCCGAGGACUUUGGCCCGGACCCGGUGCCGUCGCCGUCGUCGGCGCUGGUGAGCCUUCCGGCGCCGACGCCGACGCCGGCCAUUCCCGACGCCGACUCGCUGGCCCUCGCUGCGCCGCCUGAUGAGUACGUCAGGCCGUCGGCGGACGGGCAGCCGACCAAGCUCUCCGAGGCGGCGCUGGGCGCAGUGCCGGCUCCGCUUCUCCGCGCGCUGGCGGUUCUCCUGCGGCGGACGGUCUACGCCGCGCCGCUGAGCGUUCUCCGCGUCUCGUCGCUCGCUCAGCUCGUGUGCGAGUCGUGGGAGUGGCUGCAAGUCGCUGCUGAGCUCCCGCCGACCACCUCCCUCCAUGAUCUGCUGCUCUCUGCGGCGAGCAAGCUCGGGCUUGCUGUGGAGAGGGGCAUGGCUGGCGUUUACGCUUACGCGCGGGUCUGCCUGUGGGAGGACGUGGCGAGCGCGACAGCGCUGGCGCUGCACCUCGCGCCGCCGAGCGGCAUGCCGACGUUUCCGCUCUGGAGCGAGAGCCACCAGCGCAAGUUUGCCUGCGCCCACUGCUACACCGAACCGGCCGGCUCGGCUGCGUUUGGCAUUGUCGACUACCUCGACGAGGCGCCGCCGCUGGGCAUGCCGGCGCAGGUCGACCCGCACUCGUCUGAUCCGCUGACCUUCAAGCGCGGCGCAUGCCCCAAGUGCCACAAGCCAUGGCACUGCCUCAUUCUCGCCUCGGCCAAGAACAGCAGCCCCAUGUGGACGCCCAUCCGGCCGUGCCCCAUUGUCAACUGCGCGCCGCCCAAGCGGUUCAUCCUCUGCAACUCGGGCCCGGGCGCCUGCCGCUCCGGUACCGACUGCGGCUUUGCCCACUCGGAGGUCGAGCUCCACGAGUGGAACUACGACCGCCCAUCGAUCGACGACCGCAUCGUAGCCCUCCUCGCUGCGCAGGCCUUUCCCCAGCGCCUCGUCCCGUCGGUCGUUGCCUCGCUCCGGAACACGGCCGAGACUUCGCGCGACCGGACCAUCAUGUGCGACAAGCUCGACGGCCACAGCAACAAGCGCCAUCUCUGGCUGCCGCACAUUCCUGACGAUGUCUUGCCGUCGCCGGCGGCGGCAGCGGCGACGGCAGCACCCGAUGCCGCAGCCUACCCGCAUGCCGCCGUCCCGGGCUACGGCGGCGGCGCCGGGUAUGGACCUGCGGACGUGCGCCAAGGCCUCGCGCCGGGCGAGCAGCAGACGGCCAUGCAGCAGGCCAUGCAGCAGCAGGCCAUGCUCCAGCAGCAGGCCAUGCUCAAGCAGCAGGCCCUGCUCUUGCAGCAUCAGCACCACCACCAGCAGCCGGCGCAGGCACACCACCACCACCACCACCUCGGUAGCAUGUCGCUUGCCGGCUUGUCGGUCGGCGGCCGGUCGGUCGACGGCGUGCCAAUGGGCGGGAUGCCGAGCAUGCCACCGGUGGUGGCCGGCGGCGGUGGUGGCCAGGGCCUCGUCGGCGUGCUGGGCCAGCUGAGUACGGGCGGCGGCCUGGUGGCUGCUGGCGCCGAACCGGCACCCAAACCUGAGCCGGUGCUUGAGGCUCAGCCUGAGGCUCAGCCUGAGGCUCAGCCUGAGGCUCAGCCUGAGUCUGAGCCGGCGUCGUCGCCGUCGCUGCCCGAGUUCGGGCAAGAGCUUGACGUAUCGGUCGCACGCCUGCCGCGGCUUGUGGAGGAGGCAACAGCGGGCGGGAUGCCGAACGUGCAGGUUGCUGGCGCGCUGGCGGCGCUGCUGUACCCGGGUGGGGCGCGGAGCGAGGUCGAGGUGUUUGUGGACGUGAGCGCGGUGGCGCUGCCGGCGUGCGACCAGUUUGUGGAGUACGUGCUGGAGGCCAUGCAGACGGAGCCCGACAAGCGGCUCCACGCUCUCGGCACGCUGCUUCGGGCCGGGCCGGCGAGGGCGGCGACGAUGUUCCACGACCUGCUUCUGCUGGAGCAGCUGGCGUCGACCGAGGCGCUGCUGGCGACGGUGGCGUCGUCGCCAGCGACGCCGGAGCUGCGGCGGUUCGCGGCCGACCUGACGCCUGUGGGGCUGACAGGCCUGGACCCGUCGGCGGUGGUGCAUCUUGCCGGGCGCGCUGCGGUGCUCAACGGGGCAGAGCCGAUGCUGCUGGUCAAGCUCGCCGAGUCUGCGGAGGUGCCUGUGGUGGUACCGCUGCUUGGGGCGUCGCCUGCGCUGGGCGAGCUUGUUGUGGCGCUGCCGUCGCCGAUUGCGGCAGCGCUCUCACCGGAGACGGCGCUUCUGGUGGCGGCGGGCGAGUUGACGGUGACCGAGGCAAGCGAGUAUACCUUUGCACACAUGGCGAUCAACGCGGCGCGGCUGGAGACGCUGGUGUGCGGCAGCGGGUGCGAAGAGAGCAGGAGCAAGCCGCUGGCCGAGUCGCCCGAGGCUGCGGCGGGGGUGGCGGGCGAGCUCGGGUGGGCCAGCGACGCGGCCGACGCGCUCGAGCUCGCGCUCUCGGGCGCACACGGUGGUGUGGCGGUCAUCUCCGCGGCGGCCGGGAGCGGGACGGCGGCACUGGUGGCGACGAUUGCGGCGGCUUGCAGCGGGGCCAAGGCGAGCGGGGCGGUGGCGCACAUUGCGGCGGCGAGCGGGCGGGGCAGCGGGCGGGUGGCGGUCACGGUGCCGCACCGCAACGCGCUCGCGGCGUUUGGCAGCGAGCUCGCCGCAGUCCUGCCUGGCCAAGCGGGCGAGGUGGUGAUGGCGCUCGGGGUGGGCGAGGAGGCUGUGGGCGCGGUGCCCGGGGCGUGCGGCCCGCUGCCGAGCUACGAGGUGGCGAGUCGGGCGGAGCAGUUUGCUGCGGCGCGGGUGGUGAUGGCGACGGCGGCCGGCGCGGCGCGGAUGCACGCCUCGGGCUGCGGCGGCGAGUUUGCGGCGGUGGUGGUGGUGGAGCGUGGCCCGGUGGGCUCGCUGACGGGCAAGAGCGCGGCGUGGGCCGGGCCGCUGGCGCUGGCCUCGCCGGGGAGCACGGUGGUGGUGGUGGCGGCGACAGGCUCGGCGGCGAGCGUGGUGCCUGGUGCUGCGAGCGCAGAGCGCGCCGAGGCAGCGGCGGCGGACGACGCGGCGGUGGGCGCGACGACUGCGGCGUCGCUCUCGCCGACCUUUGGCUCUGUGUGGGCGCCGGGGACGUCGCGGCUGCUGGGCGGGCUGGCGACGCUGCCGCUGGCGGCGGUGGUGGCGCCAGCAACGCCGGCGGUGGUGGUGCGGACGGUGGUGGAGGCGCACGCGACGCUGGCGGCUCCACGUGCGGCGUUGGGCGAGGCCGGGCUGGUGGCGCCGCAUCCGGCGUCGGUGAUGGAGGCAGUGGGCGGCGGCGGACGCGGUUGGAUGCCUGAGGCGAGCCGGGUGCUGGCGUCGGACGCACUCUCUGCGCGGGCGCGGGUGUUUCGGCUGGAGCCUGCGGGCGAGGCCAUGGCCAUGGCGCUUGUCUCUGCGCUUGCGCUUCUCGGCACGGCGCUGGGCCUGCCGCUGGACGCUGUCGGAGCCAUCGGCGCUAGUGCGGGCGAGGGCGCGGUGUCUGCGGCGGUGGUUGUGGGCGACGCGGCGAGCGCGCGCGAGCUCGCGUGCGCUAUGGGCACUGCGCUGCCGGCGUGGGCGGAGGUGACGCCGGCGGCGGCGAUCUCUGCGGCGGCGCAGAGCUUUGACGUUGUCAUUGUCGUUGCGGCGGGCGCGAUGGCGGCGUCGGAAGCGGCGGCGCGUGUAGCGGCGGGCGCGGCGCGUGCGGCACUGGUCGUUGUCGUCCCGCACGGCGGCGAUGGCGGAGUGUGGGCCGGAGUAGCGGCAGCGGCGGACGGGGAGGCGGCGUGGGAGGGCUGGGCGCUAGAGUCUGGUGCCUGGCUUGCGUCGCAGCAGCGGCGUGAGGUGCAGCAUGCGCUGGCGACGGCCGAUGCGGCGCUCCGCCACGCCCUCGCCGCCAUGUCGCCGGUCCUUGCGCUCUCUGCGCCGCUGCGCCAGCUUGCGCAGGCGGUCAGCACCGCCGCGGGAGCGCUGGGCGCGCCCGAGAUCGACUACGUGAGCGAGAUCCGCAGCGGGAGCGUCGUGGGGGGCGGGAGCGACGACGGCGGGCUUGUGGGCUUGUCCGGCCUUGUGGGGCUCGGUAGCCUGCCUGGCCUGCCUAGUCUGUCUGAGCUCCCUGGUCUGUCUGGCUUGUAA